AUGCCGCUGAAGCAGAGGGUCAAUCAUCUCCUCGCCGAGGGAGGCGAUGUUGCAAUUCCUGUUCUCACCAUCGUCAAUACUGUCUCGGGUCUGUUCCCCCCCCUACAGGCUGCCACCAAUGCCGCACUUUUCAUCCUCACUGAAAUCAAAGAGUUCAGGGGAAAAAGGGAAGAAUGGGAGCGUUUUGGAGAAUAUAUCGGGGACGCUAUGGUCCAUGUGGUUACAGCCGUCGAGGAUCCGUAUGAUGAAUCCAAUCAAAAGCCGAACUCGUGGGUUGAAAGCGUCAACAAGCUGGGCAAGGCACUGGAGCGCAUUCAGACUGAAGUCCGUCGAGUGGGUGAAGAACGGUCUGGUAUCCAUAAGUUCUUCUCCCAUUUGAAGAAUCCCAGUAAGCUCGAUGAUUUAAAGAAAGAUUUUGGUGAAGCCUUGGCAAUGUUCCAGCUGCAGACAACCUUGAUGAUUAAUGCAAAUCAAGUUCUGAAUGAACUUAAAUAUCCCAUUGUCCCCCAUCACGAUUCAACUCAGCCGUGCCUGCCAGGCACCAGGAUUGAUCUGAUCGAGCGUAUUAUGACGUGGUGUCGUACCACGGAGGAUAGCAAGAAUCGUGUAUUACUGCUAAAGGCCGUGGCCGGCGCCGGAAAGACAUCCGUUGCGCUCUCAGUCGCAGAGGAGUGUAAACGAGAAAAGAUAUCAUCGUCAAGCUUCUUUUUCAAAGCAGGCGAGCAGUCGUGGCCGGACCAUCUGUUCAGCGGCAUGGCUCGAUCUCUGGCAACCCAUGAUGCUGCAUACCGUGCCUCCCUCAUAUCGACUCUUCAGGGGGACCCAGCCCUCUCGACUGCCCCAUUCGCAAAACAAUUUGAGAAACUAGUGGCUGAACCUCUCCGUCUCAGGACAUCGUCUGAUCGUCCUAUGGUGAUCAUCAUUGAUGCAUUAGAUGAGUGCAACACAGAGGCAUUCCCACUUCUUGCCAACAUACUUCGAGAAGAAGUUCUAAAACUACCGCCCAACAUCAAAUUCUUUGUCACUUCCAGGCAAUUCGACCUUGUUGACCGUUUUCUAUCACUCAAUGACCCCCUUACCAUCAGUCUUUCGGACAAUACUAACAUCCAUGACUGUGCUGCCUACAUCCGAUCGCAACUGCGUGAACUGAAGGCUGUGCAUGAUGAUUUGAAAGUCGGAAUAGGAGAGGAGGAUGACUUGGUCCAAUGCAUAUUAGAGCGAGCAGGUGGCUUGUUCAUUUGGAUCAGUACUGUGUUUGGCUACAUGAAGAUCACCGGUGGAGAUGCCGCGAAGAUGCUAAAGGAAUUGCUCGAUGAUAAUCCCAGCCGAUCAAAGGCAUCUGCCGAGGAAAAGAUGGAUAGGCUGUAUGCGAGUAUUCUGGAGAAGUGUAACUGGACGAAUGAUUUCUUGCAUGACUCCCCGAUUGUGAUGGGAGCAAUUCUAAUCGGACAGAAGCCGCUAUCUGUUACAGCGUGGGAGGCCAUUCUCAAACCACUGCUGAAGUCGAACAUCCAAUAUACAUUAGCUCAACUUGCACCUCUCCUCUCAGGAGUAAGCAAUCCUGACACGCCAAUUCGCAUUCUGCACCAGUCUUUUCGUGACUUUCUGACGGGGCGAGUCGAUCCACAACCAGCCAUAAUUGGUCGGCUUGGAGUGGAUACGAGGAGGGAGAACGACAGAGUGGCUUUGCGCUGCAUCGAAAUCUUGAAUAAAGAACUUUCGACUAUGAAGGGUUUAGGGCUAAUCAAAGACUUAUCCGAAAAAACCAAGCUGCCACCCAUUCCUCAAGAGGCGCUGUCCGAACAUGUCCAUUAUGCAUGUCGGCAUUUCGUGCAUCAUCUCAGCCAAUUUCAGGAGCCACUGGAGGCACCCAAUGGGCCGAUUCACAUAUUUCUCAAUGAGCAGAUAUCGUGCUGGGUGGAAGUCUGUGUGAGGACGGAAGGGUACAUUAGUAUAUCAUCAUUCCCUGAAUGGGCCAAGUUGAACGUUGAUUGGGUCUCCAAAGAAGUCAAUCACGAGUUGGUCAAAGUAUUUCUCAAUAUGAGGAAAAAUCUUGCGUUCUUUUUAAGAUUGCAGGAGGCAUAUGAGUUGGCAAGUGAUUCAGUUGCACUGUGCCAUUGCCUUGUGUCUACGGACUCAGAGUCCUACACCCCGGAUCUGGCUCGAGCACUUGGGGAUCUAGAUGAAUCACUCACCAACCUUGGACGACAUUCUGAGGCACUCCUUGUGAAUGAAGAAAGUGUGAAGCUCUGGCGCAAGCUAGUUGUCACCCAUCCAACAUCAUACACCCCGGAUUUGGCUGGAGCGCUCCAGAAUCUUAAAGCAUCACUUAACAACGUUGGACGCCAUUCCGAAGCACUCAUGGUGAUCGAAGAAAGUGUGCAACUCUGGCGCGAGCUAGUUGCCACCCAUCCAACAUCAUACACCCCAAAUUUGGCUGGAGCGCUCCCGAAUCUUACUGUAUCACUCAACAAAGUUGGACGCCAUUCCGAGGCACUCACAGUGAUCAAAGAAAGUGUGCAACUCUGGCGCGAGCUAGUUGCCACCCAUCCAACAUCAUACACCCCGGAUUUGGCUGGAGCGCUCCAGAAUCUUAAAGCAUCACUUGACAACGUUGGACGCCAUUCCGAGGCACUCAUGGUGAUCGAAGAAAGUGUGCAACUCUGGCGUGAGCUAGUUGCCACCCAUCCAACAUCAUACACCCCGGAUUUGGCUGGAGCGCUCCCGAAUCUUCAAGUAUCACUCGACAAAGUUGGACGCCAUUCCGAAGCGUUCACAGUGAUCGAAGAAAGUGUGCAACUCUGGCGCGAGCUAGUUGCCACCCAUCCAACAUCAUACACCCCGGAUUUGGCUGGAGCGCUUGGGAAUCUAGAUGCAUCGCUCGCCAACCUCGGACGACAUUCUGAGGCACUCCUUGUGAAUGAAGAAAGCGUGAAGCUCUGGCGCGAGCUAGUUGCCACCCAUCCAACAUCAUACACCCAAGAUUUAGCUCGAGCACUCCGGAAUCUUAAAGUAUCACUCGACGAAGUUGGACGCCAUUCCGAGGCACUCACGGUGAUCGAAGAAAGUGUGCAACUCUGGCGUGAGCUAGUUGCCACCCAUCCAACAUCAUACACCCCAGAUUUGGCUCGAGCACUCCGGAAUCUUCAAGUAUCACUUGACAAAGUUGGACGCCAUUCUGAGGCACUCACAGUGAUCGAAGAAAGUGUGCAACUCUGGCGCGAGCUAGUGGCCACCCAUCCAACAUCAUACACCCCGGAUUUGGCUGGAGCGCUUGGGAAUCUAGAUGUAUCGCUCACCAACCUUGGACGACAUUCUGAGGCACUCCUCGUGAAUGAAGAAAGCGUGAAGCUCUGGCGCGAGCUAGUUGCCACCCAUCCGGCAUCAUACACCCCGGAUUUGGCUCGAGCGCUCGGGAAUCUUGUAAUAUCUCUUAACAAUCUCGGACACCGUUCUGAAGCACUCCUCGUAAAUGAAGAAAGGCUCAGACUCCUACACCAGUAG
Molecule: messenger RNA, 3504 nt
Organism: Cantharellus anzutake
Lineage: Eukaryota; Fungi; Basidiomycota; Agaricomycetes; Cantharellales; Hydnaceae
Exons: 5
Coding region: 1-3504 (1167 amino acids)
Biological process (GO): cell surface receptor signaling pathway
Molecular function (GO): protein binding
Source: RefSeq, a predicted model, not a curated record